This is a messenger RNA of Sciurus carolinensis (gray squirrel), 1990 nucleotides long. It is a transcript of the gene Slc7a10, whose product is annotated as solute carrier family 7 member 10. The coding region runs from base 129 to 1769 and encodes 546 amino acids. The transcript is spliced from 11 exons. Lineage: Eukaryota; Metazoa; Chordata; Mammalia; Rodentia; Sciuridae. Gene Ontology annotation, molecular function: L-amino acid transmembrane transporter activity; neutral L-amino acid transmembrane transporter activity. Gene Ontology annotation, cellular component: membrane. The record is from RefSeq and is a predicted model, not a curated record. Gene Ontology annotation, biological process: D-alanine transmembrane transport; amino acid transmembrane transport; D-serine transmembrane transport.
UGGGCGCUGUCCCGGCUGCGAGGGCUGCGAGGGCUGCGAGCGCACCGACAGACAGACGGACCGACGGACUGGCAGUCCGCCGGACAGACGGGGCAGCGCAGGGAGCCGGGACGCGGCGGGACAGCGACAUGACCGGCCAUAUACAACAGCCAAGCGGGCGCGGGAACCCCGGUCCUGCGCCCUCGCCUUCCCCCGGCCCCGGCCCCGGCCCUGGCGCCUCGGAGAGGGUAGCGCUCAAGAAGGAGAUCGGACUGGUGAGCGCCUGUACCAUCAUCGUCGGGAACAUCAUUGGCUCGGGCAUCUUCAUCUCACCCAAGGGUGUCCUUGAGCACUCAGGCUCCGUGGGUCUGGCCCUCUUCGUCUGGGUCCUGGGUGGGGGCGUGACAGCUCUGGGCUCUCUCUGCUAUGCAGAGCUGGGAGUUGCCAUCCCCAAGUCCGGCGGGGACUACGCCUACGUCACAGAGAUCUUCGGGGGCCUGGCUGGAUUCCUGCUGCUCUGGAGUGCUGUCCUCAUCAUGUACCCCACCAGCCUGGCUGUCAUCUCCAUGACCUUCUCCAACUACGUGCUGCAACCUGUGUUCCCCAACUGCAUCCCCCCAACUGCUGCCUCCCGUGUGCUCUCCAUGGCCUGCCUGAGGCUGCUGCCUGGGCUGGACUUGCCUGUGGUCCACACUGAGCCACAGGUGCCCCCGCUUCCCUCCCCAGUGCUCCUGACGUGGGUGAAUGGCUCCAGUGUGCGCUGGGCCACACGCAUCCAGGACAUCUUCACGGGUGGAAAACUGCUGGCCCUGUCACUCAUCAUUGGCGUUGGCUUUGUCCAGAUCUUCCAAGGACAUUUCGAGGAACUGAGGCCCAGCAAUGCCUUCACCUUCUGGAUGACACCCUCCGUGGGUCACCUGGCCCUGGCCUUCCUCCAGGGCUCCUUUGCCUUCAGUGGCUGGAACUUCCUCAACUAUGUCACCGAGGAGCUGGUUGACCCUCGAAAGAACCUACCUCGUGCCAUCUUCAUCUCUAUCCCCCUGGUGACCUUCGUGUACACGUUCACCAAUGUGGCCUACUUCACUGCCAUGUCACCCCAGGAGCUGCUGUCUUCCAACGCAGUGGCCGUGACCUUCGGGGAGAAGCUGCUGGGCUACUUUUCAUGGGUCAUGCCCGUCUCCGUGGCACUUUCCACUUUUGGAGGGAUCAAUGGCUACCUGUUCACCUCCUCCAGGCUGUGCUUCUCUGGAGCCCGAGAGGGGCACUUGCCCAGCCUGCUAGCAAUGAUCCAUGUCAGACACUGCACCCCUAUCCCUGCCCUCCUUGUCUGUUGCGGGGCCACGGCGGUGAUCAUGCUCGUAGGAGAUACGUACACGCUCAUCAACUACGUGUCCUUCAUCAACUACCUCUGCUAUGGCGUCACCAUCCUGGGCCUGCUCAUCCUGCGCUGGAGGCGGCCGGCACUCCACAGGCCCAUCAAGGUGAACCUGCUUGUCCCAGUUGCGUACUUGGUAUUCUGGGCAUUCCUGCUGGUCUUCAGCUUCAUCUCAGAGCCCAUGGUCUGUGGGGUUGGCAUCAUCAUCAUCCUCACAGGGGUGCCCAUUUUCUUCCUGGGAGUGUUCUGGAGAAGGAAACCAAAGUGUGUACACAGACUCACAGAGUCCAUGACACGCUGGGGCCAGGAGCUGUGUUUCGUGGUUUACCCCCAGAGCUCCCCCGAGGAGGAGGAAAAUGGCCCCUGCCAGCCCUUCCCACUGCCGGCCACAGACAAGCCCUUAAAGACACAAUGAGACAUUUGUAGAGACUGAAGCAGCUGUUUCUGUUUACAUGUUGUUUAUUGAGGAGGUGUUUUUGCAAAAACUUUUUUUUUUCUGGAAAGAAGAGAUAUGACUCUUAGAGGCCUGUCGUAAGGAAGCCCAGACAAUGUGGAUGGGGUUUCCUUUCUUAGCACUGCCCUGCUAGCUUUUUCUGAAAAGAUCUACAAAUAAACAGGGCUGGUUGUUCGCUUGUG